GCAGUAUAUUUUACACUACAUACUGGGUACUUAUUGUAUUAUUACAACAUAUAUCUUACAUGACAUUGAUACAAAUAGUAGGCCUAUACUAUAGUAUAAUUUAGUAAUUAUAGCAAAGUUAAAAACCACCAUAGUCGAGAUUACUAAAGUAUGGGGAAAUUUUGUAGUGACUUUCUGCUAUGAUUUGGUUUAAAAAUUGAUAUGAAAAUUUACCGGAUAAAAGAGCAUUGCAUAUGGUCAUCAUCUCAGCAGCGAAUCAUGUCCGUUGAGGUGCAGCAGUGGGAAACUAGAUUACCUGUUUCCAGCUGCUCCCAGGAUAUAACAUAUAAAUAUACCAUCAUAAUACAUGUAACGGGGCUGACGAGACGUGAGACGUGCGGAUCCAAGUGCAAGCUUUUAUUUAAAGGCAUGGUCAUAUAUACAGGCAGGGUCGAAACAAUGGCAAACAGGUCUGGCAGGGACAAGACCAAAGAGUAAUCCUAGGGCAAGCGAAGGUCAACGAUAGGCGAACAGUAUCCAGUGGGCAAGGCAGAGAGAUAAUCCAGGUACACAAGCUAUAAUCCAGGCAAGGGAAUAAACAGAGUCCGAACAGUGAGACAGGGGUAAAUACUGGGAAACACAGACUAGAAAAUAACAACCGAACCGUAAAGCAGCUGACACUAGGGGAGUGAAAAAAACGCAGGACAAUACAGGAACUGAACAGGAAAACGGAAUGGCACAGAAAGGGUUAAUCCAGGAAAGAAUAAAACACAGGAAAACAGGACAAAGUGUUGAAACACAGAAGAACUCCUGCUGAAGCAACUGAGAUAUAUGUGACUCACGAUUAUAAAGAUGGCGUUUAUUAAAGAGGAGAGUGAAGACAUAAAGAUCGAAGAAACAUUCACAAUCAAACAAGAAGAGACUGAGGAACAAACAGGUCUGAUAGAAGAGAACAAGGAGACUGAAGAACUCAUUGAAGCAGGGGAGAAACAUCAGGUCAAAACUGAAGAGAUAUCCUGGAGCUCCUCAUUGAAAAACGACAAUAUAGGUUUCACUUGCUCUCACUGUGGAAAGAGUUUCUCAUGCAAGCAAAAUCUUGACCUUGACAUAAUAUUUCAUCGUGGAGGGAAGCCAUAUGCAUGUGAUGAGUGCAAGAAGAUUUUCACAAUAAAAGGAAACCGUACUGAACACAUGAAAAUUCACACAGCAGAGAAGCCACACACAUGUGGUCGAUGUGGCAAAUGUUUCCCACAAAAACAAAACAUAAGAAAAUCCACUCUCUGGCAAGGCUGUACGAAUGUGAUCAAUGUGGCAAGAGUUUCCCAUAUAAACUAAACCUUGACAAACACAUGAGGAUCCACACUGGGGAGAAGC
This is a messenger RNA of Onychostoma macrolepis, 1353 nucleotides long. RefSeq names its product zinc finger protein 679-like. The record is from RefSeq and is a predicted model, not a curated record. The transcript is spliced from 3 exons. NCBI's taxonomy places the organism in Eukaryota, Metazoa, Chordata, Actinopteri, Cypriniformes, Cyprinidae. The coding region runs from base 832 to 1314 and encodes 160 amino acids.